UCGCUUAUCCAAUUAACAUCGGUAACCAUGGCGGCCAUGCUUAUGUUUGGAGAAAAAUGGUUAGAAUAUGGCCAAUACCUAUAGGGUUGUCUGACUGUCACCAUGUCCGACAGCAAUCACAAACAAAGUGGUGAAAGGCUUGCCAAUAAAUCGGCUCAAGGGGAACCUGAACUUCCUUGGCCUAAUUUUGAGUCGAGAAUUUUUAAUGCCAAAGUGAACAGUGUGGAACUUGAUUGGCCGUUAUUAAUAGAUGCAUCGGUCUACAGCGUAGAGAAGUUUCACAAACGCCUUGGCUGGCUUCAGGUUGAGUGGAGUACCCGCUCUCCCGUAGAGGUUACUAAUAUGGAAGAAAACUUCGGAUAUCGACUGCGCAUUAAAGCCUUGAAAGUUUCGGAAGACGGAAGCCGCUAUGUGGCCUUGGCCAUCUCGCCAGAUAUAAUUGCGUGCACGGCGGCAGCACUGCCAUCAACCAAUUGCUUAAACCGAGCCAUCAGAAAAGGCCAGCAAUUUCUGGUUAAACGUAUGCUACGGCGACGUCCGAGCCUAAUAGAAUACCCCGCUCCGAACGGAUUGCUGCCCCUUGCCAAUGCAAUUAUUCAGGGAGAGAUGUGCAUUAUUGACGUGCUGCUAUCGGCCGGCUGCAGCGUUCAUCUAGGAUAUCCAGGAACUGGCCGAACACCGCUUCAUCUGGCUUUCUAUCACGGUCACUUGCCAUCCGCGCGCAUUUUGCUGAACAAGAAGGCGCACCUGGAGGCGAGGGACAGCAAUGGCAUGACCCCUGCUCACUGCGCCGUCGAUGCCAAUCAGUUGGAAAUGCUUGAAUUUGCCCUCGAGGCGGGGGCGAACGCGGAGGCCAGGGACAUCUGUGGCUGGACCCUUCUUAUGCGAGCAGUGGUCAUGGACGCUAGCAUGGAGCUCAUCAAAGUUCUUGUUACACACGGCGCAGACCUGGCGGCUUUGGAUGCCGUGGGCAAAUCCUGCACCGACUUGGCAAAACUUUAUCGCAGGCAGGAGGUAAAGGAUUACUUUGACAAGGUGCAAAAGUUUAGGCUGGAAAAGUCUGCCGCGACCGCAGACGCGAUGACAAGGGCGGCAAUGCAGUAA
Drosophila subpulchrella is the source of this 1104-nucleotide messenger RNA. It is a transcript of the gene flip, whose product is annotated as ankyrin repeat and protein kinase domain-containing protein 1. Lineage: Eukaryota; Metazoa; Arthropoda; Insecta; Diptera; Drosophilidae. Gene Ontology annotation, cellular component: cytoplasm; nucleus. The record is from RefSeq and is a predicted model, not a curated record. The coding region runs from base 103 to 1104 and encodes 333 amino acids. Gene Ontology annotation, molecular function: protein binding. The transcript has 4 exons.